Messenger RNA from Ordospora colligata OC4, 1614 nucleotides. RefSeq names its product importin beta binding domain-containing protein. Gene Ontology annotation, biological process: NLS-bearing protein import into nucleus. Gene Ontology annotation, cellular component: cytoplasm; nucleus. The coding region runs from base 1 to 1614 and encodes 537 amino acids. Gene Ontology annotation, molecular function: protein binding; nuclear import signal receptor activity. The record is from RefSeq and is a predicted model, not a curated record. The transcript has a single exon. Lineage: Eukaryota; Fungi; Microsporidia; Ordosporidae.
AUGGCAAGAUCAUAUAUGUUCGAUGAUAAGACUACAGAAAACAGAAGGAAGAUGAGAGAGGAAAAGCAGGUUGAAAUAAGGCAACAGAAGAAAGAAGACUUUCUGAACAAGAAGCGCAAUCUUUCGAUCACAAUGUCAACUAUCUCGAAUUUCAUUCCCAUGCGAGAGAAGCUGUUUAGCAGGGAUUUGGAGCAAGUGCAUCAAGGCAUAUAUGAGUUCAGAUCUUUGCUGAGUGUUGAGGAUUCACCGCCGAUUCAGCCAGUCGUUGACUCUGGGUGUGUUCCUAGGUUUGUUGAGUUGAUGGACAUGGGGUUUUUACUAUCAUCUGAGAUGGUUAUGAAUGAGAUCGCUAUUUCAGGGCUUGUACGUGAUACUCCUGAGUUUGCAAUGGCAGCUGAACUUGCGAAUAAAAUCCGAGUGGAAGCAGCAUGGGCCAUAACGAACAUUUCUUCUGGCACUACGCAACAGACAAAGACUGUGAUUGAUAGUGGCGCAGUACCGCUGUUGGUGCAGAUGUUGAUGGAUUCAAAUGAUGCGGUUGUUGACCAGAGUGUUUGGGCACUUGGAAAUAUAGCAGGGGAUUCUGAAGGAAUGAGGGAUAUUAUUUUGGACACUGGAGCAUUGGAUAUUAUUUUAAGGCUACUUGUGAAGCUGUAUGAAAGCUCAACACAUAUAAAGAUAGUCAGGAAUCUUACAUGGCUUUUGUCAAAUUUGAAUCGAGGCAGAAAUCCACCACCUCAAGAUGAGAACAUGAGGAGGUCACUUGAUGUUCUUUUCAAAUUAGUUACUAUUCGAGAUCCGGAGGUUGCGAGUGAUGCUUUCUGGGCGCUCAGUUAUAUUGUGGAUGUGAGCAUGGAAUGUAGCGAUAUUGUCUUAGGCAGUGGAACAAUGAACAAGACGUAUUCCCUUCUUGAUGCGCUUACAAACAGGCUUGAUGGAAUGCCAUACUCGACCGAGGAGGCAAAAAUAUGCCUAUGUGCAAUUUCACCUAUAAUAAGGAUGAUAGGAAACAUUGCAACAGGAUCUGAUGAUCAGACGGAUGUGCUUAUCAGGAUGGGGUUUCUCAGAUUUUUUAAACCGAUUUUCUAUAGGCUGGAGAAUAAGAAGCAGCCAAGACUGCGCAAGGAGAUAUGCUGGACAUUAUCAAAUAUUACUGCAGGGACGGUUGGUCAUGCAAAAGCAACUAUUGAUGCAGAUCUGAUUCCGCUUCUAAUUGAUUCAAUGUCAUCUUAUGAAUUGUUUAUAAGGAAGGAGGCAUGCUGGGCGAUUCUGAACCUGCUAUAUCAUUGUAACAAUCUUCCGAACAACUCUGACACAAAGUUUGACUGGAUCCGUUUGUUGAUGGACAAUAAUCUGAUUGAUGCGUUGCAAAACUACCUGGAGGUUGUUCCGAAUGCUCCGGAGAUGCAGUGCCAGGUUUUGGACUGUUUCAGAUAUGCACUGAAUGGUGGAAAGCAGUGGAGCCUUAAGUAUGAAAAAAACCCGGUGUAUGAAAGGAUGGUUGAGAUUGAUACAGUUGAUGUGAUUGAGGGGCUACAGGACAGUCCCGAUAGGGCUGUUGCCGACAAGGCAUAUUCGAUUAUUGUUGAUUUCUUUGAUGGUGUGGAUAAUUAA